GUGUCGGAUGCUAAGGCUUACACUUCAAAUAGAAUUGUCUCGGGCACAUACCAGCCUUAUGAUUGGAUGGACGGUACGGAGCUCAAAACGAUUAACGGAGGAAAACUUAUAAUCUCUCAAACUGCUGAUGCACUCGGAACUGUGAGAACUUAUGUAAAUUGUGUGCCAAUGAACUCAACUAGCAUCCGAACUAAGAAUGGGGUCCUGCAUACGGUGUCUGGUGAUCUGGUACCCGCUGCAGAUACGGUCCUUGCUGCUUUGGAAAGUGAUCCGCGUUUCACGUCGUUUAAGUCCUUAUUGUCUGAUGAUUCACGUCAACUGCUUUCCUCAAACGAGUCAUUCACUGUAUUUGCUCCUUUGGAUAAAGUUUUCUCAUCGCUUCCUGAUUCGCUCCUCUUGGACAUCAAAGAACGAAGAGGAUGUGCUUCAGGUGAAGAACAAGGUCGUGUGAUACCUCCGCCGUUUUGGCAUCCCGGAAGCUCGUUACCUUUGGGACUUGCUGUAAUGCUCAUUGUAAAAAUCAAUCCAUUAAUGAGAAUAGGAUAUUACUAG
Molecule: messenger RNA, 552 nt
Organism: Strongylus vulgaris
Lineage: Eukaryota; Metazoa; Nematoda; Chromadorea; Rhabditida; Strongylidae
Source: the annotation of a GenBank genome assembly